Myxocyprinus asiaticus (Chinese sucker) is the source of this 2544-nucleotide messenger RNA. Its product is annotated as thymidylate synthase-like. Gene Ontology annotation, biological process: dTMP biosynthetic process. The transcript has 7 exons. Gene Ontology annotation, cellular component: cytosol; mitochondrion. Bases 117 to 1076 code for a protein of 319 amino acids. NCBI's taxonomy places the organism in Eukaryota, Metazoa, Chordata, Actinopteri, Cypriniformes, Catostomidae. Gene Ontology annotation, molecular function: thymidylate synthase activity. The record is from RefSeq and is a predicted model, not a curated record.
CUUUAUGAAACGCGCGUUAAAUUUCGCGGGAAUAUUGAAGUUUCCGUGAACGCUGUUUUGCGCUACUGGAUUUGUCUAGAAAUAUAUUUGUAUUUAGUAUAAUCUUGCGAAAUAAAAUGCCCGGCACGGCAGUGGAAAUCUCAAACCCGCGUUACACGGAGGUUGAAAAUGACAAAGCAAAUGCUGAGGGAGAGAAAAGGCUCUUCUCUCUCUUUUGUGACGAGCGCGGUUAUUUGAAUCAGAUCGAGUAUAUUCUGCAGAACGGUGUAAGGAAAGGAGACCGAACCGGGACGGGGGUGAUUUCUGUGUUCGGAUCACAGGCGAGGUACAGUCUCAGAGAUCAGUUUCCAUUGCUGACAACCAAAAGGGUUUUCUGGAAAGGCAUACUGGAGGAGCUGCUGUGGUUUAUUAAGGGUUCAACGAAUGCUAAGGAUCUGUCCGAGAAGGGUGUGAGAAUCUGGGACGCCAAUGGCUCCAGGGAAUUUCUGGAUAAGAAUGGCUUCAUGGAUCGGGAAGAAGGAGAUCUGGGACCAGUUUAUGGUUUCCAAUGGAGACACUUUGGAGCCGAAUACAAGGACAUGCAUACUGAUUACUCUGAACAAGGUGUUGACCAGUUACAGAAGGUGAUUGACACCAUCAAGUCAAACCCAGAGGACCGGAGGAUCAUCAUGUGUGCCUGGAACCCGAAAGAUCUCCCUCUGAUGGCAUUGCCACCCUGCCAUGCAUUAUGCCAGUUUUACGUAUCAGAGGGUGAGCUGUCAUGCCAGCUAUACCAGCGCUCUGGAGACAUGGGUCUGGGUGUGCCUUUCAACAUCGCCAGCUACGCCCUCCUGACCUAUAUGAUCGCCCACAUCACUGGACUCAAGCCAGGAGAUUUUGUGCACACAUUAGGUGACGCCCACAUCUACGUAAAUCACAUUGAGCCUUUGAAAGAGCAGCUUCAGCGAGACCCACGGCCUUUCCCCAAACUCAAGAUCCGACGCAGAGUCGAAAAAAUCGAUGAUUUCUGUGCAGAGGAUUUUGAGAUAUGCGACUAUAAGCCGCAUCCAACAAUCAAAAUGCAAAUGGCUGUUUAGACCUCACAACUACCUGAGUGACCUCAACUCUACAAUUUAAUAAGCUUUUGAAGAACUGAAAAAUCUUUUGUAACACGUUAAUUCGUUAACAUUAGUUAAUGCAUUAGGUAUCAUGAAUUUGCAAUGAUUUUUGCAGCAUUUAUUGAUCUUUGUUAAUGUUAUUUGAUCAAAAUACUAUUGUUCAUUUUUAUUCAUGUUCAUAUUAGAUUAAUAUUAAUGGAAAAGUGUAUUAGUAUAUAUAGAAAUUAACAAUUACCAAGAUUAUUUAGUGCUGUAAAAGUAUUGUUCAUUGUUAGUUCAUGUUAAUAAUUUUAACGAAUACAAUCUUAUUGUAAAGUGUUUCCAAAGCGUUCAUAUUUCUCACCAUUUGUGCAUUUGUAUAUUUUAUGAUCUCCAUAAAUAAAUUACACUGGCAGCCAAAAGUUUGGAAUAAUGUACAGAUUUUGCUCUUAUGGAAAGAAAUUGGUACUUUUAUUCACCAAAGUGGCAUUCAGCUGAUCACAAUGUAUAGUCAGAACAUUAAUAACGUGAAAAAUUACUAUUACAAUUUGAAAAAACAUUUCACCCCACACUUCCUGUAGCACUUGCCAUAGAUGUGGCUGUCUUGUCGGGCACUUCUCACGCACCUUACAGUCUAACUGAUCCCACAAAAGCUCAAUGGGGUUAAGAUCCAUAACACUCUUUUCCAAUUAUCUGUUGUCCAAUGUCUGUGUUUCUUUGCCCCCUCUAACCAUUUAUUUUUAUUUUUCUGUUUCAAAAGUGUCUUUUUCUUUGCAAUUCUUCCCAUAAGGCCUGCACCCCUGAGUCUUCUCUUUACUGUUGUACAUGAAACUGGUGUUGAGCGGGUAGAAUUCAAUGAAUCUGUCAGCUGAGGACAUGUGAGGUGUCUAUUUCUCAAACUAGAGACUCUGAUGUACUUAUCCUCUUGUUUAGUUGUACAUCUUCCUUCCACAUCUCUUUCUGUCCUUGUUAGAGCCAGUUGUUCUUUGUCUUUGAAGACUGUAGUGUACACCUUUGUAUGAAAUCUGCAGUUUUUUGGCAAUUUCAAGCAUUGUAUAGCCUUCAUUCCUCAAAACAAUGAUUGACUGAUGAGUUUCUAGAGAAAGCUGUUUCUUUUUUACCAUUUUUGACCUAAUAUUGACCUUAAGACAUGCCAGUCUAUUGCAUACUGUAGCAACUCAAAAACAAACACAAAGACAAUGUUAAGCUUCAUUUAAUGAAUCAAAUAGCUUUCAGCUGUGUUUGAUAUAAUGACAAGUGAUUUUCUAGUACCAAAUUAGCAAUUCAGCAUGAUUACUCAAGAAUAAGGUGUUGGAGUGAUGGCUGCUGGAAAUGGGGCCUGUCUAGAUUUGUUAAAAAAUGACUUUUUUUAAAUAGUGAUGGUGCUGUUUUUUUACAUCAGUAAUGUCCUGAAUAUACAUUGUGAUCAGCUGAAUGCCACUUAAAAUAAAGUUUUAAAUUAUGCUUA